UCCGGGUCCCCCUAGAGCACCGCUGCUCUGCGCCCUGACUCUCCCCCGGGUUGAAAUGGGGGAAAUGGGGACCCCCCCACACCAGGACGGGCUGGAAUUGGGAUCAGGGCUACCCCAGCUCCGUGCCCCUCCGGGUUCUAGCGCGGCGAGAGCCCGGGAGCCGCCGCGUCCGCUCCGGGUCCCUUUACGCGCAACAGCCGCCUGCGCGCUCCGGGCGCUCGAGCAACGGGCCUUUCAAAUGCGCGGUAACUAUGUAGCGAAAACAACUCUGCUGUAUCCCCGGGUCCCGUCUGGGGUGCUUUGAAUCACCCUACAUGUAACCUUUUAGUAUGUAAGUGCCCCGAUGCCCAAAUCUUCCCGGGCCCCCCCACCCUCUCCAACAUGGCGCAGCCGGAACAACCGGGACUUUUGGUACCUUCGACCCCGGGAAAGGGAGGCGCCUGCACAAAACCUGAACGCCCCGCCUUGUACCCCGCCCUUCACUGAGGACUGCUGGCCGGUUCUAGUCACUGUGUGUUUCCUCCUGAAGAUUUGCGAAUUAAAAGCAGCCGGUGCCUUUCAACCAAAUAUACUCCUGAUAAUGGCCGACGACCUUGGCAUUGGGGACCUCGGUUGCUAUGGGAACGACACACUGAGGACGCCCAACAUCGACCGGCUGGCACGGGAAGGCGUGAGGCUCACCCAGCACCUGGCGGCCGCCCCCAUCUGCACCCCGAGCAGAGCUGCUUUCCUGACUGGGAGACACGCUUUCAGAUCAGGCAUGGACGCCAGCGACGGAGGAUUGCGGGCCCUUACCUGGAUCGGGGGCUCUGGCGGACUCCCCGAGAAUGAAACCACGUUUGCAAGAAUCCUGCAACAGCGCGGUUACGCAACAGGCCUCAUAGGAAAAUGGCACCAGGGUGUCAACUGUGAAUCCCGUACAGACUUCUGCCACCACCCCCUCAGCCACGGAUUCGACUAUUUUUACGGGAUGCCUUUCACGCUGGUGACGGACUGUGACCCAGACUAUCCACCCCAGCUGCAUGUGGCUCUGAGAAUGAAGCUCUGGUGUUACACCCAGUGGCUGGCCUUGGGGAUCUUGACCAUGGCAGCCGGCAAGGCCUGCGGGCUCAUCUCUGUUUCCUGGGGAGCGGUCGUGGGGGCAGCCAUCCUCUUCUCUCUGUUUUUCGUCGCCUGGUACUCCAGCCUAGGGUUCGUGAGGCGCUGGAAUUGCAUCCUGAUGAGAAACCAUGACGUCACCCAGCAGCCCAUGGUUUUGGAGAGAGUAACAAGCCUUCUGCUAAAAGAAACAGUUUCCUAUAUUGAAAGGAAUAAACACCGGCCAUUCCUACUCUUUGUUUCCUUGCUGCAUGUGCAUGUCCCCCUUACGGUCACAAAGGAGUUUCUCGGGAAGAGCCAGCAUGGUUUAUAUGGAGACUGUGUGCAGGAGAUGGACUGGCUUGUAGGUAAAAUUCUCGAUGCCCUUGAAGAGAAUGGUCUGACAAACCGGACGCUCACGUAUUUCACCUCGGACCACGGAGGGCAUUUGGAGGAGAGAGAUGACAGGCACGGCCAGCAGGGGGGAUGGAAUGGAAUAUACAGAGGUGGUAAAGCCAUGGGAGGCUGGGAAGGUGGGAUCCGUGUCCCCGGGAUAUUCCGGUGGCCCGGAGUCCUGCCUGCAGGCCAGGUGAUCCAUGAGCCCACCAGCCUGAUGGACGUGUUUCCCACCGUGGUCCAGCUGGCGGGCGGCGAGGUGCCCCAGGACAGGGUGAUUGAUGGCCGUAGCCUGCUGCCCUUGGUGCAGGGCACUGCCGAGCACUCGGCACACGAGUUCCUGUUUCAUUACUGUGGGGUGGAUCUCCAUGCAGUGCGCUGGCACCAGAAGGACAGUGGACGGCUGUGGAAAGUUCACUACAUGACACCGAGGUUCCACCCCCCGGGAGCCAGCGCCUGCUACGACAAAGGCUUGUGCCCCUGCUCCGGGGAGGGCGUGGACCAGCACAGCCCCCCUUUGCUCUUUGACCUCUCUAAAGACCCCUCAGAGGCACAGCCUCUGUCCCCCGGCUCUGAGCCCCUGUACCACAUGGUGGUCGCCAGGGUGGGUGAGGCGGUGGAGGAGCACAGAGCGACGCUGAGUCCCGUGGUCUCUCAGCUCUCCCUAAGCCACAUCAUUUGGAAGCCGUGGCUUCAGCCCUGCUGUGGGACCUUCCCUUUCUGCUCCUGCGACCAGGAUGGAGACCAUGGGGAGAUGUGACCUCGCGUGGUCAGGGUGGCUGCCGCCAGGAACAUAGCGCAACACCUGUUGGCAAUGAUGUGGAGAAAAGGGAACCUCCGUGCGCUGUUGAUGAGAAUGCAGACUGGGGCAGACACCAUGGAAACAGUAGGGAGGGGCCUCAAGAAAUUAAAAAUGGAACCGUCGUUGGACCCAGGGACCCCACUUUUGGGUAUUUUUCUUUAAAUAAGUUUUUAUUCAUUUCCGGGAGAGGGAGAGAGAGAGAAACAUCA
Messenger RNA from Miniopterus natalensis, 2484 nucleotides. RefSeq names its product arylsulfatase D (gene ARSD). Gene Ontology annotation, molecular function: arylsulfatase activity. The record is from RefSeq and is a predicted model, not a curated record. NCBI's taxonomy places the organism in Eukaryota, Metazoa, Chordata, Mammalia, Chiroptera, Miniopteridae.